Molecule: messenger RNA, 451 nt
Organism: Aspergillus welwitschiae
Lineage: Eukaryota; Fungi; Ascomycota; Eurotiomycetes; Eurotiales; Aspergillaceae
Exons: 1
Coding region: 106-423 (105 amino acids)
Source: RefSeq, a predicted model, not a curated record
AUUGAUUGAUUGAUUGAUUGAUUGAUUGAGGGGUGGAAAUGAGAAAGAGGGGAUGAGCGCCAGGAGAGGAGGACAAGACACUCAGCUGCAGGAAGCAGGAGAAAGAUGACACACAGGAUAAGGGACGGUGGAGCGAGAAAGGAAGAGAGAGAGCGAGCGAGCGAGCGAGCGAGAAUGAAUGGUAGGGGCGAGGGUGCGACAAGAGGCUUGCCAGUGCCGGAGAUUACUGCUAACUUACCUGCCGUGAAGGCUCCGACUGAAGCGUUAAGGAUCAACGAGGCGCAGUCACCGAUGCGGUGGAGUUCAGGAUUCAGAAACCCGCUGGCAUGCAGGGUCGCUGUCUUUCAAGACGGAACAGCCAGGCAAUUGAGCGAUUCUUCAGGCAGACAAAGGGAGGGGAGAAGAAGCAGUCGAUCGGGGUGAAUAGUCCGGGGUCUUUCCUGACUCUAAA